AUGGCUGGUGUCAUCGAGAAGGCGCCUGGAAAAGAUGACGUUGUCUGCCAUUACCUGCCGCAUCGCCCGGUAGUAAAGACCCAUGGCACGACGAAAAUAAGACCAGUAUUUAACGCCUCUGCUUGCAAGAAGGGUUACCCGUCGUUAAACCAGUGUUUGGAAACGAGCCCGAACUUAAUCGAACUAAUACCGUCGUCCUUAAAUAGAUUUCGAGAAGGAGAAAUCGGUAUUGUGGCAGACAUCAAAAAAGUAUUCUUACAGAUUACCGUAAACGAGACUGAUCGCGAUUACCUUCGUUUCUUCUGGGUAGUAAAUAACGAAAUUGUGAUUUUUCGUCAUUGCCGGGUAGUUUUUGGCCUAGCAUGUAGCCCCUUUUUAUUAGCAGCUAUUCUUGAGUUAUAUUUAUCGUCAUAUCUGGAAUACGCCGGAAAAGUUCGUAGUACAGCAGAGAAAUUAAAACAGUCGUUCUACGUCGAUAAUUGCCUCACGAGUGCAAAUUCGGAUCGCGAAGUAAAGGAAUUUAUACAAGAAGCCAUCGAUUAUGACGGCGGGCGGUUUCGAGUUACGGAGAUGGAAAGUCUCGGGUGA
Mycetomoellerius zeteki is the source of this 588-nucleotide messenger RNA. RefSeq lists its product as uncharacterized. NCBI's taxonomy places the organism in Eukaryota, Metazoa, Arthropoda, Insecta, Hymenoptera, Formicidae. Bases 1 to 588 code for a protein of 195 amino acids. The transcript has a single exon. The record is from RefSeq and is a predicted model, not a curated record.